AUGAGCGAAGCACUGCGCCCCUGGCGAAGCAGGAUGAAAGCUAGACUCGAACUCAUGCAGUUCAGAUGCACCCGGAAGUCAUUCAAUUGGGUCAAAUCAAUGCGUGGAGUGUUGGAAAAUAGAUCAUGCUCCAAGACAGCCCAAAAUGCAAUUACGCCUCCGGCCUUCAUGAAGGGGUGCCUCUAUUUGGGGAAGGGAUACCUUUACGGUAGCCUCUCAAAUCAUUUCUCGCCAACAAGCAACAUAAUAAUCACGUCGAAUUCUGGAAAAGAUGAAACAGUCACUUGGUGGGAUUGGACUACUGGAAAAGCUGUCAAGACAAUUGAGCCUGUCCAACAAGGACCAACAAUGAGAUCAAAGUCUGGGACACCAGGAGACUUGCUCAAGGUUCUCGAAGGCCACACAGGUGCUACAGAGAGAUUUGCCUUCUCGAAAAACGGUUCACUUCUGGCCUCUUCCUCUUUGAUAAAACAAUCCGUCUUUGGGACAUUUCAGCCCAUCUAUCGUGCUUGUCUUCUUUGGGAUCUCCACGUGAAUUAUAUAUCAAUGGAGGUCACCAAGUCCUACAUGCGGGUGUUCUUUUCGCCGGAUGGGAAGCUUCUGGCUGCUGCGGCCCACAGCCUCGUUGGAUUGAAAGAAAACUAUCCCGAAGCCGGUCUUUCAUCGGAGUCAGUCAAAGGAGUCAUUUUAAUUUGGAAUCUAUCAAAGGGCGAGCUCUCCAUGAGUCAAGGUACCCAAGUCAACUCAUUUGGAAGCCUAUCUUUUGCCCAGGCCCAUUGCUUUCUCCCCGGAUGGCAAACUGCCGGCUUGCGGCCAACAGCGAUCACGGCGAUACGGAGCCCUGGGAAGCUCGGGCAGGUAAAUUUAUUGGCCGACGCCAAAUCCCAGCUGAUCGGCGGUCUCUACGCUUCUUCCGAUGGCACAGUAAUAGAGACGAGCAUGGGUAGGUUUGAUAUUAGGUCCUUUUAUCCUGGACGAGAAUUCACCUCCCAUCUAGAUUUUGCAGCGGAAGAGAAUUGGAUCCUGGCUUGUAACGAAAAGAUUCUGCUACUACAUGACUCCCACGUUACAUGUGCUACAGCUAUAGGUGAUCUUCUAAUCAUGGUGCAUAAACCAGGCCGGGUGUCCUUUCUCCAAGUCAUAUCCUCUGAAGGUCUGAUGCAGAAUGAAGUCACGGAGGACUGCCUACCUGAAUCCAGCUAUUCGGGCUUGGCGAUUCUCAGGUCAUGUUAUGCUUUAACGCCAUCCUUAUAUAUACCCAUCGAUCAGAUCCAUGGGAAUCUGCUCAAGUACGCAUUUCCGCCUGUUCCUUAUUUUACAGUGUGGUCUCACAAUGCGCGGAAUUUCCCGGUUUCCUAA
Molecule: messenger RNA, 1359 nt
Organism: Talaromyces stipitatus ATCC 10500
Lineage: Eukaryota; Fungi; Ascomycota; Eurotiomycetes; Eurotiales; Trichocomaceae
Exons: 6
Coding region: 1-1359 (452 amino acids)
Molecular function (GO): protein binding
Source: RefSeq, a predicted model, not a curated record